Molecule: messenger RNA, 2795 nt
Organism: Hemicordylus capensis (graceful crag lizard)
Lineage: Eukaryota; Metazoa; Chordata; Lepidosauria; Squamata; Cordylidae
Gene: TKTL1
Product: transketolase like 1
Exons: 14
Coding region: 266-2146 (626 amino acids)
Molecular function (GO): thiamine pyrophosphate binding; transketolase activity
Source: RefSeq, a predicted model, not a curated record
UGGCCGAUGCAUUAGUCGGUAAACAGCGCAGGCCUUGUGCAAACUGUUUGCUUGCAUCCCACGGAGACUCUUACUGAGAAUGGGGUGACUUGAAGAACUCACACGUGCACACCCCAUCUUUCCCUGCCAACUCCCCCUUCUCUGAUCUCACUUCCUCCUGCGGGCGGGGCGCCGAGAACCCGGAUAAAAAAGUAAAGCGGGGAUUAGUGGGAGAAGAGGAGGAGGAGCUUUGCAGCAUCUUCGAGCUUGCCGUGGUGCUUUGAGCAUGGCCACCAGCUUCCCUAAGCCAGAGGAGAAGAUUCUCCAGGGCCUGCGAGAUACAGCCAACUGCCUUCGGAUUCACUCUAUUCGCGCUACCUGCGCUUCAAACUCUGGCCACCCGACAUCAUGCUGCAGUGCUGCAGAGAUUAUGUCUGUGCUGUUUUUUCACACCAUGCGCUACAAGCCGAGUGACCCGGGCCACCCCAGCAAUGACCGCUUUGUGCUCUCCAAGGGCCAUGCUGCACCUGUGCUCUACGCUGCAUGGGCUGAGGCAGGCUACAUCAAGGAAUCAGAGCUGCCAAAAUUGAGAAAAAUAGACUGUGACUUGGAGGGCCACCCAACCCCUAGGCUGCCUUUUGUGGAUGUGGCUACUGGUUCAUUGGGACAGGGCCUGGGAGCUGCCUGUGGAAUGGCCUACACAGGCAAAUACUUUGACAAGGCCAGCUACCGAGUAUAUUGUCUGUUGGGUGAUGGUGAGUCUUCAGAGGGUUCUGUGUGGGAAGCUCUAGCAUUUGGAUCACUCUACAAGUUGGACAACCUGGUAGCCAUCUUUGAUGUCAACCGACUGGGGCAAAGUGAGGCAGCACCACUGCAUCAUGACAUGGAUACUUACCGCAAGCGCUGUGAAGCCUUUGGGUGGAAUACCUAUGUUGUGGAUGGUCAUGAUGUAGAGACUCUGUGCCGGGCUCUGUGGCAAGCAAGCCAGGUGAAGGGGAAGCCCACAGCCAUCGUGGCCAAGACUUUCAAAGGGCGAGGAAUCCCAGAUGUGGAGAAUGCUGACAAUUGGCAUGGAAAGCCCAUCCCUAAAGACAAAGUGGAGUCUGUCAUCAACACAAUUCAGAGCCAGAUUCAGACUAAUAAAGUAUUAUCUGUGCAAUCACCAGCUGAGGAUGUGCCACAGAUCAACAUAACGGAUAUCAAGAUGCCUUCCCCACCUGCCUAUAAAAUUGGGGAAAAGCUGGCUACCCGCAAAGCCUAUGGUUUAGCCCUGGUAAAGUUGGGAAAUGCCAACAGUCAUGUCGUGGCUUUGGAUGGUGACACCAAGAACUCCACUUUUGCUGAGCUCUUCAAGCAAGCCCAUCCUGAACGCUAUAUUGAGUGUUACAUUGCUGAACAGAACAUGGUCAGUGUGGCUCUGGGCUGUGCUGCUAGGAAUCGCACUGUUGCAUUUGCCAGCACUUUUGCUGCCUUCUUCACCCGGGCAUUUGACCACAUCCGGAUGGGUGCCAUCUCGCAGACAAACAUUAACCUUUGUGGUUCCCACAGUGGGGUUUCUAUUGGUGAGGAUGGGCCCUCUCAGAUGGCCUUGGAAGACCUAGCCAUGUUCAGAGCUGUUCCAGGCUGCACAGUGUUCUACCCAAGUGAUGCAGUCUCCACUGAACAUGCCGUCUUUUUAGCUGCAAACACCAAGGGGAUUUGCUUCAUUCGAACCAGCCGCCCAGAAACUCCUAUCUUGUAUUCCCAGGAAGAAAAAUUCAAGAUUGGCCAUGCCAAGGUUGUACGUAAAAGUGAUGCUGACAAGGUUACAGUUAUUGGAGCAGGUGUCACACUCCAUGAGGCCCUAGCAGCUGCUGAUGAGCUGGCCAAACAAGGCAUUCAUAUUCGAGUAAUUGACCCUUUUACAAUCAAGCCCUUGGAUGCUGACACCAUAAUCUCCAGUGCCAGGGCCACUGGGGGCCGUAUCAUCACUGUUGAGGAUCACUACAGAGAAGGGGGCAUUGGUGAAGCAGUGGCAGCGGCUGUCUCGGGAGAACCUGGCAUCUUAGUCCAGAGCCUGGCUGUGUCACGUGUGCCUCGGAGUGGAAAACCAGCGGAGCUUCUAGAUCUGUUUGGGAUCAGCGCAAAGAGCAUCAUAGCAGCUGUGAAGAGUACCUUUGCCAAUUGACAGUGUAGUCUGGUUUGGAGUUGGUGGGAGGGAUUACACAGCUGUGAAGUAAGAGUUUUUGAAGAGCAGAAAUGGCAGCUGCUGGGUUUUCUGUGUACAAAAUCCACACGUUUCCCCUUAUAACUCCCAAACACACAAUAUUUGACUUCCUGUUUCAGUUUUGACAGAAAUGCUGCUAACAUUCCUUCCAUGAGCUUUGACCUUAUUUUUGAAUGAGAGUGAACAUUAAAGUACCAUACAAGUCUCCCCCCUCCCCCGCCAACCUUCCCUCCAUAAUUAAGCCAUUUUACUUAUAUUACACUCAUAUUAAUUGGGACUAAAGCCUCCUGAUAUUUGUGGGUGGACCAAAUGAUGCUUGUCUUACCUCAAUCUGUCAGUAACUAUUGCUGUGCCUGGCUCCCAGCCUACUUGGUUUUCCUCUCUCCAGCCUGACAUUCCAGGGCCAUCUUGGGUAGACUUUCCUUGGGCUGUUUCCUACCCGGAGAUAUUGACAAUGGUUAGUCUCACUAAUGCUGUUGCCUAAAAUUUCUGUUGUGAUAUUAAUUCUGUUGUCUUAGUCAAAAUUUGAACGUGACCAAGGUAAUGUGUACUGUUUAUAGGCUGUUCACAGUGUUCCUUCUAGCAAAUCAAUAAAAACAACAAACCCUCA